This is a messenger RNA of Equus quagga, 606 nucleotides long. It is a transcript of the gene GUCA1B, whose product is annotated as guanylate cyclase activator 1B. The coding region runs from base 1 to 606 and encodes 201 amino acids. The record is from RefSeq and is a predicted model, not a curated record. The transcript is spliced from 4 exons. Gene Ontology annotation, biological process: visual perception. Gene Ontology annotation, cellular component: cone photoreceptor outer segment; photoreceptor inner segment. Gene Ontology annotation, molecular function: calcium sensitive guanylate cyclase activator activity; calcium ion binding. Lineage: Eukaryota; Metazoa; Chordata; Mammalia; Perissodactyla; Equidae.
AUGGGGCAGCAGUUCAGCUGGGAGGAGGUGGAGGCGGCCAGCGAGAUGGACGUGGCGGAGCUCCAGGAGUGGUACAAGAAGUUCGUGGUGGAGUGCCCCAGCGGCACACUCUUCAUGCACGAGUUUAAGCGUUUCUUCAAGGUCGCGGGCGAUGAGGAGGCCACCCAGUAUGUAGAGGGCAUGUUCCGAGCCUUCGACAAGAACGGGGACAACACCAUCGACUUCCUGGAGUAUGUGGCAGCCCUGAACCUCGUGCUGAGGGGCACCCUGGAGCACAAGCUGAAGUGGACAUUCAAGAUCUACGACAAGGACCGAAAUGGCUGCAUCGACCGCCUGGAGCUCCUCGACAUUGUGGAGGCGAUUUACAAGCUGAAGAAAGCCUGCAGGGUGGAGAUGGAGGCCGAGCAGCAAAGCCAGCUGCUCACGCCCGAGGAAGUCGUGGAUAGGAUCUUCCUUCUGGUGGAUGAGAACGGAGACGGCCAGCUGUCUCUGAACGAGUUCAUUGAGGGUGCCCGUCGUGACAAGUGGGUGAUGAAGAUGCUGCAGCUGGAUGUGAAUCCCAGUGGCUGGAUCUCUCAGCAGAGGCGGAAAAGCGCUAUGUUCUGA